UUUAUUUCUAAUUUUUCCAUUAUGAAUGAUGUAAAUAUGCAAUCAGUGUCGAACUUCACGAGUAAAGAAGACUAAUCAACAUUAUUAAUGAAAGUAAAUACAUCAUUAAUAGGGGAUGUUCAGCAAUUUGCAGUUCUUGUUCAGGAAAAUAGCUUGAUGAAAUUGUCCCUAUUGAGCAACUUCUCAUUUUGAGGCAAUGAUGAGGUUCAUCAGAAUGUGAUCCUUGCCGUGAUCUUCGUAGUCGUACAAUAUGUAAAUGCCUUGAUUCACGUCCACGCGUUACUGGGAUGAAUUUGGCACCAUCUUUUAGUUUGUCUUACUUGGGAGAUAUUAUCCAGCCGAUUUGAUACGGAAAUGUAUUUUACGCUCCGAGAUUCGUGAGGCUAUUCGGUUUAAAAAAGAACUGAUGCUGACAUUCUUCGUAAAUUACGAUGAAUGAUCUCAUUAAGUAUAACCUUUCAUGCCUUUACUUACAAGAGUCUGGAAUCGCAAUGAUUCCUCUUAAUAAAGAAAUAUCACCACGGCCGCUCCAAAACUACUCUAUUGAUCCGUGUCUGAUGUCCAUUGUGUAUAUCCGGCAUUUUACUUUAAAUAAAUACCCGGACAAUCUGCAGAAUUCAUCAAUGAUUGGCAAUAGGAAAUAAGAGAUUUGUAAAUAAAAAUGUCCCUAUCAGUGGAGAGCGUUUGUUGAGAUCACAUAAACCUUUCAUGGUCCAUUUUAUUGGUCGUUAAGAGUCUUAACACUCUUCUGUGAUUUCGCCCGACGUAGGCACAAACUUUAACCUUGAUUUUUAUUUUUGUUGCUUUUUUUCUUCUUUCAAAAUGGGAUGUACCAUGAGCUGCCAGGGCCAAAAACUGAUCGACGCGGAGAACCCACCCUGUCCGUUUGCCCUGAAAUACGGCAAAGGCAAUUCCGUGGAGCAUGGAGAUAGGGUAGACCCUCAGGAAAAUAAUAAAUUGGUGUCAGAAAACUCAAGAAACAAGUUCCUUAGGGAGGAUGAAAAAGAAACGUGUGAUACCAAAUCAGUACAAAAUCCUGCUGACUCUGUAAAACUUUCCUGUAGCGGGAACACCAGGAAUUCGGGCACCUGUGAUUCCCCGAAAAGGAAGACCAGUACCCUGUCCACUGUAUCCACGGCAAGCUCCGUUGGAUCGGAGGAUAAUGAGUUAUCUGAAAAGAAAGUAGACCUGAUCGGUCUGAUAGAGAGCGUGGGGACACUUUUAUUACCAACAACUGGGUUUGUUUGUCGAGCCGUGCAGAUUCUUCUUGCUUCAUGUGACCAAGAUAUUCUUAAUAAAAUCAGGGAUGAGGCUAUCGAAAAUGAUGUCAAAUUCAGUACGGCUUUCAAUGAGGAAAAUAGACACACCCCUCUGGACCAAGACGAGCUCUUAAAGUUUUCCACCCAUGUAGCAAAACUUACGGAUACACAAGACGAAAAGGGGACGCUUUGCCGGCUUGGCGAGGAGUACGCCAAACUCUGUCUGUCAGAGUAUCGGAGGUCUCUAAGCGUACUGGGUAGCAAUAUGGUGGAAUUCUUCAGUAAUCUUGAUGGAUUCCAUGACCAUAUUCUCAAGUCUUCCAAAUUCAACGCGCAACGACCGCCAUCUUUUCGAUGUGAAAAUAGUCCCAACCAUGUGGUUUUACAUAUAUACACGGAGAGGUCAAAAAUGUUGGAUUACUACGCGGGUAUUGUUAAAUAUGUAUCAAAUUCAAUGUUCAGCUUGGAUGUUCAAAUCACUGUACAUCCGAAUGAAACAAAAACCUCCUUACACCAUAUCAUAAAAGUACAAACCUCUGUAAAAACAUGCUCGAGAGAGUGCUCGUGCUGUAAGAUUUGUUCACAUCAAUCCGCUUACUCGGAAAAUCCAGAAGAUCUAAGGAUUGGUUUUGACACUUUUUGUGAAACAUUCCCUUUUCAUCUGAUUAUGAAUAGAAACCUUGAAAUAAGUCAGCUCGGAACGGCAUUAAUGAAGACUGUUCGUUCUGAGGAGGAAUCUAAAGAGCUAAGCUUUACCAAGUAUUUUAAGGUUAUCCGACCUGAGAUCAAACAGCUUACUUUUUCUGCGCUGCUGUCGAGGGUCAACUUUGCUUUUCUCCUGAAGACCAGAGUACGCUCUAACGACAACCUAUCUCUUAAUGAGGGUACACUGCUAAAAGGGCAAUUGAUAUUCCUCCCGGAAUCAGAUUCCCUAAUGUUCUUAGGAUCCCCAAGUAUAGAGAAAUUAGACGAACUCAUCUCUAAAGGUCUCUACAUAUCAGAUGUCCCCAUCCAUGACGCAACUCGUGACGUCAUUCUCGUUGGAGAACAAACCAAAGCACAGGAUGGAUUGACAAAAAGAAUGGAACAGAUAAAAAAGAGCAUUUUGGAAGGAAGUGAAGCAGUAAAUAUUGAAAAACAGAAGAACGUGGAGCUCUUAAACAUGAUCUUCCCUGAAGCUAUAGCUAUGAAACUUUGGAGAGGAGAACCAAUACAGCCGACCAAAGUUGAUGACGUCACAAUGUUGUUUAGUGACAUAGUAGGAUUUACGGCCAUUUGUGCGACUUGUACCCCAAUGAUGGUUGUCAACAUGCUGAACUCUCUUUAUACCCAAUUUGAUCACUACUGCGGAAUGCUAGAUGUUUACAAGGUAGAAACAAUAGGAGAUGCAUAUUGUGUCGCAGGCGGAUUACACCGGAAGUCCAACUACCAUGCGCAGCAAAUUGCGUGGAUGGCAUUGAAGAUGAUGGAAACUGCAAAGAAUGAGCUGUCCCAUGACGGGAAUGUAAUAAGGAUGAGAAUAGGAAUCCACACUGGGUCUGUCUUGGCCGGAGUGGUGGGUGCGCGAAUGCCUAGAUACUGCUUAUUUGGUAACAAUGUAAACCUCGCCAAUAAGUUUGAAUCCGGAAGUGAACCUACAAGGAUCAACAUUAGUCCAACAACGUACAGAUGCUUACAAGCGACAGAGGGCUUUAUAUAUACCCCAAGAACCAGAGAGGAUCUACCAUCUGGAUUUCCACAGGAAAUAGACGGCGUAUGCUAUUUUUUGGAUGGGUAUGAACAUCCCAGUUUCGCAGGAUGUGACGACACUGAAUUUGAUCAUAUUGAUUUUGCAUUGCAAGAGUUAAGUAUUUCAAAGGAAGUGACGUAAUUAUGACGAAAUUCAAUGCGAGGGAGAAAUACCGUCCGUUUCUGUACACUUUGUUUAUCGACUACACUUUUAAUUUAAUGUAGGUUGUAUAUUUCACUGUUAUUAACUUAAUCUGUUGACUUUUUAAAAUAUUAGUUUCGUUUGAUUUAUAUGUGUAUCAUACAGAUGCAUUUUAUCAAUUUUGUAUCUUUAAUGUUUUUUUAAAAAAAUAAUAAGUAUUUCACAGUCAG
Saccostrea echinata is the source of this 3359-nucleotide messenger RNA. Its product is annotated as guanylate cyclase soluble subunit alpha-2-like. Gene Ontology annotation, cellular component: guanylate cyclase complex, soluble. The record is from RefSeq and is a predicted model, not a curated record. The transcript is spliced from 10 exons. Lineage: Eukaryota; Metazoa; Mollusca; Bivalvia; Ostreida; Ostreidae. Gene Ontology annotation, molecular function: heme binding; guanylate cyclase activity. Bases 823 to 3129 code for a protein of 768 amino acids. Gene Ontology annotation, biological process: cGMP biosynthetic process; response to oxygen levels.